This is a messenger RNA of Peromyscus eremicus (cactus mouse), 3276 nucleotides long. RefSeq names its product CTD small phosphatase like (gene Ctdspl). NCBI's taxonomy places the organism in Eukaryota, Metazoa, Chordata, Mammalia, Rodentia, Cricetidae. Gene Ontology annotation, molecular function: RNA polymerase II CTD heptapeptide repeat phosphatase activity. The transcript has 8 exons. The record is from RefSeq and is a predicted model, not a curated record. Bases 16 to 792 code for a protein of 258 amino acids.
GCGCUGCGCGCACCCAUGGACGGUCCGGCCAUCAUCACCCAGGUGACCAACCCCAAGGAGGACGAGGCCCGGUCGCCCUGCGCGGGCGAAAAAGCUUCCCAGCGCAGCGUCAGCUUGAAGAAACAGAGGGGUCGUAGCAUCCUCAGCUCCUUCUUCUGCUGCUUCCGAGACUACAAUGUGGAGGCCCCUCCACCCAGCAGCCCCAGUGUGCUUCCGCCACUGGUGGAGGAGAAUGGUGGGCUUCAGAAGGGUGACCAGAGGCAGGUCAUUCCCGUACCAAGCCCGCCAGCUAAAUACCUCCUUCCGGAGGUGACCGUGCUCGACCACGGGAAGAAGUGCGUGGUCAUCGACCUGGACGAAACCCUGGUGCACAGCUCAUUCAAGCCUAUUAGUAAUGCUGAUUUCAUUGUUCCGGUUGAAAUCGAUGGAACUAUACACCAGGUGUAUGUGCUGAAGCGCCCACAUGUGGACGAGUUCCUCCAGAGGAUGGGGCAGCUCUUUGAGUGUGUACUUUUCACUGCCAGUUUGGCUAAGUACGCAGACCCUGUGGCUGACCUCCUGGACCGCUGGGGCGUGUUCCGGGCCCGACUCUUCAGAGAAUCCUGUGUUUUCCAUCGUGGGAACUACGUGAAGGACCUGAGUCGCCUGGGACGGGAGCUGAGCAAAGUGAUCAUUGUGGACAAUUCUCCUGCCUCCUACAUCUUCCAUCCAGAGAAUGCAAUCUUGACUCAGCCACUUAAUAAUGGCAUGACAUUGGCUUCAUCUUUAGUCUCCCUCCUCAUCUGCAAGUGAGACUGACGGACACCACCUCCUGGGAUGGUUAAGGACUCGGUGUGCUGAUAGGUCAGAAGUGCUCAGAACAGUGCUUAGACCUGGCGAGUGCUCAGCAUGCUGCCUCCUUAGCACUGAGUAUUGUAAUGGAGAGGGCUUUUUCUCUCUGCCACUAACUUCAUGGAGCUGGUGCUGCCCUAAGCUUUAUGACCUCUCAGACUCAGGAGGUGACCCCUCAACAGAAGUGUAUCUUCAAUAAAAAUGAAUAAAGCUCUUUAGAAAUGGCUUACCAUCAGACUGUCAGCCCUGCCACCUCAGAGGGAUGUCUGAGAAGCCCACGUAGGCAGGUUCCCUGUGUACAGCCCCCUGGAGUGUAGCCGCUCUGGUGCCUGCUCACCAGGGCAGCACAGCUCACAGAGCAGGAAAGUGGUGCCCUCCACUACUUGCUGGGCACUUCCAGGAAGAAAAGCCAGGCCCACUGGGGACUGCUGCAGGGUCCCCACACCAGGCCCCGUCCGCAUCAUUCUCUGGGAAAGACACCUGCUUCCAAGGCUCAUCCCAAGCCUUCAAUGCAGAUUUCCCACGAAUAAACCUUUACCGCCCGCCUCCUCCCCGAGACAGGGUUUCUCUGUGUAGCUCUGGCUGUCCUGAAACUUGCUCUGUAGCCCAAGCUGGCCUUGAACUCAGAGAUCCUCCUGCCUCUGCCUCCCAGUACUGGGAUUAAAGGCGUGUGCCACCACCACUUGGCCAUACAUCCCUUUUUUAAGUCUAGAAUUCUAUAGCUCUACUUAUUAUAAGGGGGGAAACUACAUUCAAAGGUAAAAAUAAACAGUCAAACUGCCUUACAGUUAAAUACAUUCAUGUUGCCAGGUGUGGUGGUGCACGCCUUUGAUCCCAGCACUUGGAAGGCAGAUGAUCUCCGAGAGUUCGAGGCCAGCCUAGCCCACAUAAAGAGCUUCAGGCUAGCCAUAGCUACAUAAUGAGACCAUUUAAAUAAGUAAAUAAGUUUGUGUUAAUAAGUCAAUCAAAUUCCACUGAUGCACCUGGCAGUUGUCUUCAGCAGAUGCCAUGUGUCUCCUGCUGCCAUAGCUGCCUUCCACACACUGCACUGCCAUUUCCUGUGUUAGCUACUGUAACGCUGUUCACCUUGUCAUCUUGAUGGACUUUCUUGGAUUUGAAUUGUUUAGGUCAGGAUCUAAGGAUGGACCAUGCAUUGCUUCAUUUAAUGUGUCUCCGUUCUAAACAUUUCUUCUCUCCCCAUUGUUUCUUCUCUAUCAUUUAUCCGUGGAAAAUUUACUAAUUUGUCUUACGGGAAUUUUCUAUACCCUGGAUUUGUCUGGUCAUUAGGAAUUAAUGUUCUCAGGCCACCCUUCCUCCUUCAGGCGAGCAAGUAGACUUUCUAUCUGCUAUUUGAUUAGAUCCAGGCUUCCUUUAAAUUUUUCUUUUUUAAUAGUUUUAUUUUUAAUUAACUGCGUGUGAGUGAGAAUAUGCACCUGAGUAUAGUACCUGUGGAAGCCGGAGGAGGGCAUCAGAUCCCCUGGAGCGGCCUGAUGUGGGUGCUGUGCUGGGAACUGAACUCAGGUCCUCUGCAAGAGCAGUACACAGUGCUCUUAGACACCAAACCAUCUCUCUAACCCCUCUUGUUAAUGUUUUAAGAAUUUAUUUUUAUUUACAUCUAUACGUGUGUGUGCUACAUGCUUGCAGUGCCCACAGAAGCCAGAAGGCACAAUGGAUCUCCUGGAGCUGGAGGUAGAGGUGAUCAUGAGCCCCCUCAUGUGGGUGCUGGGAGCCAAACUCAGUUGUCUUAAUAGCGGAGCCGUGUCUCCAGCCCCUUCUCUUUUCUUGUCUAACAAGAAGAUGUCAUAGGUGGGGCUGUUGACAUGGUUCAGUUGAUGGAGCAUUUAACUAGCAUGAGUGAGGCCCUGGGCUCAAUCCCAGGACUGCAAGUAAGUAAGUAAAUUAAUAAAUACUUUUUGGUUUCCCCAGAUUUCUUUUUGACUCUCUUCUGUGAACUCCUAGCUGCUCUCUACUACUACCGCUCCCUCCUCCUCUACCAAAAGCUAAAAGGAGCCUUCUCUUUGCAGAGUUUCCAAAUGCCCUGAAAUUCGACAUUUCCACAUUUACCUGGGUACUGCUAAGCCUGGGCAGGCACUCUUUGCUUCUCUCUGACACACAGCUUGGAGCCGUGACCCUAAGCAGAGCCUGGACUGGCGUGCCCGGAUUGGGCUCUGUGGUUGACGGGUACCCUCUGGGAGGCAUCUGGGGCUCUGACUGGCUGUGAGCUAAUUCAGUGCCAUAAAGAGAGCUUUGAAAACGGGCAGGGAGUGUCCAUCUUUUCUUCGGCAGGAAAGCUAAAGGGGGCAAACUCUCACACACUGGGGCCCUCUGCCUCACUGAGCCAUCUCCCACACCGGUGCCAGCCUGCUUCGGCUCUCGCCCUAACUGGGGAGCGAAGGAAGGAUGAUGGUGACAGUGUCCCCUGGGUCCCGCUCCACUGCCUCCACA